Molecule: messenger RNA, 5341 nt
Organism: Acipenser ruthenus (sterlet)
Lineage: Eukaryota; Metazoa; Chordata; Actinopteri; Acipenseriformes; Acipenseridae
Product: solute carrier family 23 member 1-like
Exons: 13
Coding region: 210-2090 (626 amino acids)
Biological process (GO): transmembrane transport
Cellular component (GO): membrane
Molecular function (GO): transmembrane transporter activity
Source: RefSeq, a predicted model, not a curated record
UAAGAGUUACUUCAGUAUCUCAGGGCAGGAGGUCUGAGGAUAUUCUGCUGUGCAAAAGAGAAACACAAUUAGGAAAGCCUCUACAGAAUGCCAGAAUUAUACAUGAAUUACCCUCACAUGAGAAGCUGACUGCCUUCAGCUCCUCUCAUAAUCCCUGCAGCUUUAUCACAGAAAGAACAGCCAAUAACUCAACAAACAACUUUAAAACUAUGGAUCCUGAGAAAGAAUUGAAUGGUUUGGAUAACUAUGCCUUCACUAAAAGCGAGCAUUUGUGUGAGAUCCCUGCAGAUGACAGUGAGAGAAAGCAGCAGCUGCCAGACCGGGAGGCGGAACAGAACAAGCUGGCCUACAGUGUGACUGAGGUUCCCCCAUGGUACCUCUGCAUCAUCCUUGGGACUCAGCACUAUCUGACAGCUUUCGGGGGGAUCAUUGCCAUUCCCCUGAUUUUGUCGAAGGAGUUGUGUCUGGAGCAUGAUACCCUCACCCAGAGCCACCUGAUCAGCACCAUCUUCUUUGUGUCAGGGCUCUGCACUCUGCUUCAGGUCACACUCGGGGUGAGGUUACCUAUCCUCCAAGGCGGGACCUUCACUUUCCUGGCCCCCUCCCUCGCCUUGCUGUCAAUGCCUCAGUGGAAGUGCCCAGCUUGGUCUCAAAAUGCCAACCUUGUCAACACCAGCUCACCUGAGUACAUUGAAGUGUGGCAGUCCAGGAUUCGAGAGUGCUCCAGACUCAACAGGCAUCUUGGGACUAUAUGGCUCCAGGGAUCCAUCAUGGUCGCAUCCUGCUUCCAGAUCUUUGUGGGAUUCUCUGGUCUCAUCGGUCUCUUUAUGAGGUUUAUUGGACCCCUCACGAUCGCGCCGACCAUCUCCCUCAUCGGAUUGUCUCUGUUUGACUCGUCAGGGAACGAUGCAGGCAAACACUGGGGGAUCUCUGCCUUGACUGUCAGUAUCAUUGUGUUGUUCUCGCAGUACCUCCGACACAUUCCUGUACCGAUGCCUGCUUACAACAAGACUAAGAAGUUUCAUUCCACCAAGAUUUAUGUCUUUCAGAUUCUACCGGUGCUGGCAGGAAUGACUGUGUCCUGGCUCAUCUGUUACAUCCUCACAGAGUACAAGGUCCUGCCGUCGGACCCAGAGGCAUAUGGCUACUGGGCACGGACGGACCUGAAAGGGGAUGUGCUGGGCCAAGCGCCCUGGUUCCGCUUCCCAUACCCAGGUCAGUGGGGUAUGCCAACAGUCAGCCCUGCAGGGGUGUUUGGGAUUCUGGCGGGGGUGAUUUCCUCCAUGAUAGAGUCUGUCGGUGACUACCAUGCCUGUGCGCGUCUCUCAGGUGCUCCUCCCCCACCCAAACAUGCAAUCAACCGGGGAGUGGGCAUCGAAGGAAUUGGCUGUCUCAUGGCAGGAGCAUGGGGCACAGGCAAUGGGACCACCUCCUACAGUGAAAACGUGGGGGCGCUGGGCAUCACCAAGGUGGGCAGUCGGAUGGUGAUUGUUACCAGUGGCUUCCUGAUGAUUUGUAUGGGAAUGUUUGGGAAAGUUGCGGCUAUUUUCACUACAAUCCCAACACCUGUCAUAGGGGGUAUGUUCUUUGUCAUGUUUGGAGUGAUCAUUGCUGCUGGAAUUUCAAACCUACAGUAUACUGAUAUGAACUCAUCCCGGAAUAUCUUUGUAUUUGGAUUCUCCAUGUUCACUGGGAUGGCUAUUCCAAACUGGGUAUUUAACCACCCUGGAGCCAUUGUGACAGGUGUGACGGAGCUGGAUCAGGUGCUUCGGGUCCUGUUGACGACCAGUAUGUUUGUGGGUGGCUUCUUUGGCUUCGUCCUGGAUAACACUAUUCCAGGGUCAAAGAAGGAGCGUGGCAUCGUCGUCUGGAAGGAGGCGCACCAGCAGUCUGGCGAGACUCUGGAGAGCGAGGAGGUGUACAGCCUGCCCUUCGGGAUUGGGUCACGCAUCUGCACUGCAUCCUGGGUUCGGUAUAUACCCUUCUGUCCCAAACCAGCUGGGACCGACAGUGGCAAUGUAGGAAACAACGAGGACACAAUCAUGGAGAAGACUGACCAGGCACUACCAAACAGAGAUACUCGGCUAUAGACGCUGUAUCCCCUUAAUAUGAAAACCAUUAGCAAUUAUUUAUGAAUAGAAAAUAUUAAACAGCUAACUAGGCAGGAUGCUGGAUUUGUUUGACAGGUCAGUAUCUCUCAACUAUUUUAGAAAAGUGCACAAUAAUGAUUAAUUGUCCAGUAUGCCUUAUUAACUCCUUAAAUUCCAACUUGCAGAACUUUGGCACACCCACUGGAAAAUUAUAGAAUUGCAAUAUCUCUGGAUUCAAAUAUUUUGCUUUUACUGAAACAGAUCCCUUUUUCAACCUUUAAGAACUUGAAUCGAAUCUUGCAGAGAAAAAAUAACCUUAUAUUCCAAAAAUAUGUGACAAAUUACUAAAAAACAAAAUUAUGUAACAUAAAUACAUGAUUAUUUACCACACUAGAGAAGAGGUUUAUUAAUCAUACUGAACAAUGAGAAAUGACUCUGUUCCCAGCCAUUUCACACCUGGGAGUGUAAUCUUUCCAAAAAUGCCAAUAUUAUUCAGACGUAUUGACCAAAUACAAAUCAUGGUACAGCAUCACUAAACAGGUUGACAGUAGAUUUCAGUUUAUCCAGUGAAUAGCUACCCUCAGGAAUGAGUUUCAGUUUUGUAAAUCAGGAACCCUUAUCCAUGUUCAAACUCCAUCAUCCAUUAAACCCCGACCAGUAGUAACGUAUUUCAAAGGAUCAGACAGCUCAGGUGUCCAGUACAGUUACAUGCCUGCCAGUUCUGUUAUUUUCAGCGCAGUGGUCCUAUAAGUUUAAUUUCAUUGUGUAAAUUAGCUACUGUAGUUUCCACUAAGUUAGAAAGUUCAGGGUUAUUUUACUCCUGCGAAGUUGAUUUAGUAGAGGCGGGCAUAUGUACAUGGUGUAUGUAACACCAUUUUUUCCAUAUGUCUGGAGACCGGCUAAUCAAAUUGUUGUGAAACUUGGAAUGAACAUUAUUUAGCACAGGUUGCUGAGAGUAUCAGAUUGUGGGUAUAAAGGGUUGGUACAUUGUCAUCCAUCUGUAUGUCACACUUACAUGUUAGCAUAUGUGACGAGAGGCUUAUCAAAUUGUGAUUAAACAAUUAAAUUCAAAUUCUUAUUCUAUUCUUUUACACCUUUUUCAUCAUCCUGGUGAUUUGGAAUUUACAGCUGUGGCAGGAGUCAAAGUAAUGAUGCAGCAGAAACAAUGUAUCACAGGUAAAUACCUGUCUAUUUCAGUGACGUUUAUUUUAGUGCAGCGUGUAUUGACCUACUUUGUAAAUAACUAUGCCACCCUUUUAACCAGUCCACAUCUUGCUGUGUACACAUUUUCUCCAAGUUGUAAGCUACUAGGUCACACUUCUUUAUCAACAUUGUUUCUGCAGCAUUGGAAGGCUGCUACUAUUACUGCUGCUAUUGAUGUCAAACUGCUUGCACAGAGUUCCCUCUAGGGGGCAGUAAGGUACUACCUAAAAUAACCCAGAACAGACAUGACCCAUGCAAUGUGUACUUAUUUUUAACAAACAGGUCACUUACCAUGCUCAAGUGAUAGCUCACAACUCUAAAUUAGUACUCCAGUCAGACAGUGUAGCAAAUAAGCAUUUCAUAAUGCUUUAUUGUCUUCAAAAAGUACCACAUUUGUUCAUUCCUGUGGAUUAAUGUCUUUAAUGAAUUAAUGUCUAUCUUUCUAUUGAUAUGUUUGACAGGAGGUAUAACUGUAGUGUAGAAAUAUAACACAAAUUACAAGUUUUCUUUAGGAUGUACACAAAAGGUUUAAAUCAUUAAAAAAAGCCCUUCUUCAGCACUAAAGCAGCUAAAGGGUUUUUGUCCAAAACAUCCCAAAAAUAACAACAAACCGUUACAAAAAACUAUCUUCAUUAAUUGCUACAGAUCAGGGUGUGCGGCUGUCUCACAGGGUGUCCCCCAGGGGUCAGUGUUGGGUCCUGUCCUCUUGAUCAUAUACCUCCUACCCCUGGGCAAGAUCAUGCGACAUCACAAAGUUCACUUCCACUGCUAUGCUGAUGACACCCAGCUCUACUUCUCCACCAAACACACCACUCCCCUCCCUCCCACCUCCCUCAUUAACUGCCUUCAAGACAUCCGGAGCUGGAAUGAGCAUGAACCUCCUCCAACUCAACAGCAACAAGACGGAGGUCAUGCUCAACAUCACCAUAGAUGGUUUCCCGGUCCCUCUUUCAACACAAGUCAAAAGCCUCGGUGUCUCCCUGGACAGUUCCCUCUCAUUCGAAUCCCACAUAAAAACCAUCACCCGGACAGCAUUCUUUCACCUCCGUAAUAUCUCCAGGCUCCGAUCCUCACUUUCACACUCCAGCACUGAAACCCUCAUCCAUGCCUUCCCACCAAACUCACCAACAGACUCCAACUGGUCCAGAACUCUGCUGCCAGAAUCCUCACUCGUACUAGAUACACUGAACACAUCACACCAAUCCUCAUCAAUCUACACUGGCUCCCUGUGCAAUACCGUAUUGACUUUAAGACACUCCUCCUCACCUACAAAGCCCUCCAUAACCUGGCACCCACCUACCUCUAUGACCUUCUCCCAGUCUAUGCCCCCUCCCGCUCCCUCCGCUCCUCCUCUGCUGGUCUCCUUGUCACCCCUCCAUUCCGCUUCUCUCCAUGGGUGCCCGGGCCUUUAGGAAGCCUAUGACCUUUAGUCUAUGGUCUAUGUUUGACUCUGUCCUACCCCCCCUUCUGUGCCUUCCCAGUAUCCCUAUGUAUCCCUAAGUGCCCCCCCCCAACCUAAAUCCUUACCCUAAACCGGGUCUGUAUCCUAUUCCCAACCCAACCCCCUAAACCUAAACCCUUACCCUAAACUGGGUUCGUAUCCUCUACCCAACCCCUCCCUCUUUUUAUCUGUCCUGUUUUGUCUGGUCUUUUGAUUUUAGAUUUUUAGAUUUUAAAUUGCACUGUUGAUUGAUGCACUUGAUUUUAUGACUUUAUGGAUUGCACUUGAUUUUAUGUAGGCCUACUUUUAAUGUAAGAUGUCCUUGAGUGUCCUGAAAGGCGUCCAACAAAUAAAAUGUAUUAUUAUUAUUAUUAUUAUUAUUACAUUUUAUAGCAGUGCCAAUUUGGUUUGUGAGCUUGCAUGCAAAAUCUUGAAUUCAAGCAUGCUCCUCAGGCAAAGAUACCUAAUAAGUGUUUCAACCUAAGGCAAAUAUGUUACCAAACCACCAUGGCUUGGAGCUUUCAAAACCUUCCCGAUUCACUUUGGGAGGGGUCAGGUAGGUGCCAUUUUAUAACUGCAAUAACUCUCUCAAGGGUGUUCCAAUAAG